UCGCGCGUAACCCACUAAAAAAGAAGAAGAAGAUUUACAUCCCCGCGGAAUAAAAUUGGCGACCCGAUUGUCACUUUUUAUCUUACUGCAAGUGGCAAGGGAGGCUAUUCUAUCGGUGACAGCAUAGCAGCAUGGCGGAUAACGUGGCUAAAGAGGUUGCAGAAAUGAACAUUUCAGAGAAGAAUUCCCCUAGACCUAGCCCAGAGUUUAUUGCAUAUCGAGAGCAACUCUGGAAGAAACUGAAGAAGGAGUAUGAUGAUUGGGUGGCAGCCCAGCCCGUUCAGCCAAUCAAGAUCACACUUCCAGAUGGCAAAGUGGUGGAAGCAAAGUCAUGGCGUACUACUCCUUAUGAAGUUGCCAAGGGGAUUAGCCAGGGUUUGGCAGACAAUACAGUGAUAGCCAAAGUGAAUGAUGAGUUGUGGGACUUGGACAGACCUCUCGAGAAAGAUGCUUCUGUGCGCUUUCUGAAGUUUGACGAUUCAGAUGGGCAGUAUGUAUUCUGGCACUCGAGUGCUCACAUCCUUGGAGAAGCCAUGGAACGAGAGUAUGGCGGCCAUCUUUGUUACGGUCCACCAAUCGACAGUGGCUUUUACUACGACAUGUCUUUGGAAGGAAGACAAGUAUCCAGCAAUGACUUCCCCAGCUUAGAAACAUUGUGUAAAGGCAUCGUGAAGGAGAAACAGCCAUUUGAGAGACUGGAGAUGAAGAAAGAGGAUCUACUUAAAAUGUUUGAGUACAAUAAAUUUAAAGUACGAAUUCUCAAUGAAAAGGUCACCACUGACACUACCACUGUAUACAAAUGUGGAACCUUGAUAGAUUUGUGUAGAGGCCCACACGUCAGACACACUGGCAAAGUGAAGGCUUUAGCUCUAACCAAGAAUUCGUCCACUUACUGGGAAGGCAAUUCAGAGGCAGAGAGUCUACAGAGGAUUUAUGGCAUCUCCUUCCCAGACACCAAGCAGCUCAAGGAGUGGAAACAUUUCCAAGAAGAGGCUGCCAAAAGGGACCACAGAAAACUGGGCAAGGAACAGGAACUGUUUUUCUUUCAUGAACUAAGUCCUGGUAGCUGCUUCUUUCUGCCCAAAGGAGCCCACAUAUAUAACAAACUGAUGGACUUCAUUCGGGAAAUUUACCGGAAACGUGGAUUCCAGGAAGUCGUCUCCCCGAACAUCUACAACAGCAAACUGUGGGAAGUGUCAGGGCAUUGGCAGCAUUAUGCGGAUAACAUGUUCAAGUUUGAAGUGGAAAAAGAAGUAUUUGCCUUGAAACCCAUGAACUGUCCUGGGCACUGUCUCAUGUUCGACCACCGGAACCGAUCGUGGCGAGAGUUACCUUUGCGACUGGCUGAUUUUGGUGUCCUACACCGUAACGAGCUGUCUGGGGCUUUGUCUGGUCUGACCAGGGUCCGGCGAUUUCAGCAGGACGACGCCCAUAUAUUCUGUAGACCUGAUCAGCUAAAACAGGAGAUCGCCGGCUGUCUAGACUUCCUGCGGGUUGUGUACGGUGUGUUCGGGUUCAAAUUUGAGCUCAAACUUUCUACCCGGCCAGAGAAAUUCCUGGGAGAAAUCGCCAUGUGGGACAAUGCAGAAAAGCAAUUGGAAGAUAGUCUUAAUGCGUUUGGGGAGAAAUGGGAGCUCAAUCCCCAGGAUGGAGCUUUCUAUGGACCCAAGAUCGACAUUACAAUCCUGGAUGCUCUACGUAGAGCCCAUCAAUGUGCCACCAUUCAACUAGAUUUCCAGCUACCGCUCAGGUUUAAACUGGGAUAUAUCAACGAGCAUGGAGAGAAGGAAACACCUGUGAUCAUACAUCGAGCCAUUCUCGGGUCUGUCGAGAGAAUGAUGGCCAUUUUGUGCGAAAGCUUUGGUGGUAAAUGGCCAUUCUGGAUGUCUCCUCGCCAGUCCUGUGUCAUACCUGUAGCUCCAGCUUUCGAUGACUAUGCGGAAGAGGUGCGUCAACAAAUCCACGAUGCCGGUUUCAUCUGUGAUACGGAGCUGGAUACCGGCACAACCCUCAACAAGAAAGUCCGAAAUGCUCAACUCUCUCAGUACAACUUCAUCUUCGUUGUUGGUGAGAAGGAAGUGAAGAGUAAGACUGCCAACGUUCGUACGAGAGACAACAAAGUUCACGGUGAACACAGCAUUGAGCACAUCAUCAGCCGGUUUGCGAAGUUCGGAGAAACCAGAUGUUUAGAUGCUGAAGAAACCUUUUAAAAGUGCAAAAACGUUUUUCAUCUGGCAGUGUAUGCAGAAAAAAUAGACAUUUUGCUCCAGUGAUAUUUCAAAGUUAAAAGACUAGCUUAAUAAACAUUUUUAUAAUGAGAAAAAUGCAGAUUCAUUUUUUGUGGUUCAAUAUCUUAGUUUCAGUAUUUAGUGCUAAAUCAUUUAGACUGGUUUGGUCAACAGUUUUUUUUUUAUAUGUGACACUUAAGUUGUACCUUCCUAAAUUAGCUCAGCUCCAGGCUUCUCCACUGCUCUUUGAUAAUACAGGCAUCACAAUAAGUCGAGAACAAUCAUUUUAUGUUACCACAUGUCACUGGUACUUCAUUCUCCACAAAAUCAUGUUAAAUGAAAACUACACUACGUAAAAUUUAACAUUAUUUUCAAAUACAGUUUCCAUUCCACUUUGACUUUAAGAGACCGUAGAAAUGUAGCUCGAUUUAUUAUACAUUAACAGGAGAUUAUAUAUUGGCUUAGUUUGGUGCCCUAAUUUUUAUUCGCGCAUGCUAGUUUCUGACCUACGCACAAUGACAUAUUUUAUUAUUGAAACUAUUUAAUAUCCAGUAGAUUUUUUACAUGGUCUUGGGUACUAGGGUGGAUCUUAGGGACUAUGGUGGAGAUAUCUCACCCUGAUUUAAAAGAACCUCAUAUAUAAUACCUACAUGUAUAGUAACAGGUUCUACAAAUUAAAAAUCUUUCAUUGGAGUACCCUAAAAUGUUAAUGGAAUACACAUUUAAAAAUCUUUCAUUGGAGUACCCUAAAAUGUUAAUGGAAUACACAUUAAAAAUCUUUCAUUGGAGUACACUAAAAUGUUAAUGGAAUACACAUUAAAAAUCUUUCAUUGGAGUACACUAAAAUGUUAAUGGAAUACACCUUAAAAAAAAAAAAAAAAAUCUUGUUGCCAGUUUUAGUUUUAUUAAAGCUGCACCAAACUCCCAACUGUUUCCCACUGCAGUUUUCUGUAACUAGAAUUUGUAGUGGCUAAAUCAUGACGGUUUUUAGUGGUUUAUAUCUGAUGGUAAAAUUAAAGGUUUAAUUAUUUUUGACACUGUCAUGUAAUCGAGUUGUUAAUCUCUCGUCUUACAAUAUUGUUUACUAUUUAUUUUACAAUCAUGGUAUAUGUGUGCUUAUACAUUGUCAAAUAUGAUUAAAGUAAUUAUAAACCAA
Molecule: messenger RNA, 3384 nt
Organism: Gigantopelta aegis
Lineage: Eukaryota; Metazoa; Mollusca; Gastropoda; Neomphalida; Peltospiridae
Product: threonine--tRNA ligase 1, cytoplasmic-like
Exons: 19
Coding region: 132-2210 (692 amino acids)
Biological process (GO): threonyl-tRNA aminoacylation
Cellular component (GO): cytoplasm
Molecular function (GO): ATP binding; threonine-tRNA ligase activity
Source: RefSeq, a predicted model, not a curated record